Molecule: messenger RNA, 234 nt
Organism: Pyricularia grisea
Lineage: Eukaryota; Fungi; Ascomycota; Sordariomycetes; Magnaporthales; Pyriculariaceae
Exons: 1
Coding region: 1-234 (77 amino acids)
Source: RefSeq, a predicted model, not a curated record
AUGAAGUUCUCCGCCACUUUCAUCUUCGCCCUGGCCGCCGCCGUCACGGCCCUGCCGGCUCCAGAGACCGACAACAGCCACGUCCUCGAGGCUCGUCAAUCCUGCCGCCUCCUGAUUUCCAGCGGCGAUGCCGGCUCCGGCACUUGCCUCGGCAGGGGUAGGCUCUGCAGAGUCAACGACUCCGGCGUCCCGGGAGGAGUGAGGACCGAGGUAUCCAGCGAGUGCUCUGUUUAG